AUGUGCCUUCUGCCGGAUGGGCGUCCUGGGUCCCCGCAGGCAGGAUUACCUCAAGCCCAAGUCAACCCUGCACUAGUUCAGUUACAGGAUCCUGCCACACAAGUUCUAUACACUCAGUUAAUGACAAACCAAUUUUUUCAAAAUGUUUUAGCCCAAGCCUCACUGCUGCAACCUGCUGUUGCAGUAGCACAGCAGCAGCAGCCUCAAAUUGCUUUGGCGAACCCAACACCAAGCUUAGCAACACAGGCCGUACAGGGUACAGUACCGGCACAACUUUUGUUGCAACCGAGUCAGCAGCUAUUACAAUUUCUUAUGAUGAAUCAGCAGUUAGCUGCUCAAGCACUGCAACAACCUCAAAUUAACCCAUUUAAUCAGACACAGGCUGUACAACUACGGGGCUUGUCUUGUUAUACUCGGUCCACUAGUAGAACUGGUAUGAUCCGGAAGCUUCUUUUAUAA
Messenger RNA from Enterobius vermicularis (human pinworm), 459 nucleotides. The record is from the annotation of a GenBank genome assembly. Lineage: Eukaryota; Metazoa; Nematoda; Chromadorea; Rhabditida; Oxyuridae.